AACUUCGAUAGGUUCGGUGAUUGUUUGUGGAGAAGAAGCUCGCGAUAAGUCAACAUGAGCAAGCCAAUGGAAGAGGAUACCAACCAGGGAAAGACUGAGGAAGAGGAAUUCAACACCGGGCCACUCUCUGUUCUUAUGAUGAGCGUGAAGAAUAACACUCAGGUUCUAAUCAAUUGCCGGAACAACAGGAAACUUCUUGGGCGAGUGAGGGCGUUUGACAGACACUGCAACAUGGUUCUUGAAAACGUCAGAGAGAUGUGGACUGAGGUUCCGAAAACUGGGAAAGGAAAGAAGAAAGCACUUCCGGUGAACAGAGAUCGGUUCAUAAGCAAGAUGUUUCUACGUGGAGACUCAGUCAUUAUCGUCCUCAGGAAUCCAAAAUGAGAGAGUGUGAUGUAAAAGACAUGUUCCUUGUUUGUGCUAAAAGUGAUAAAUUCUUGUAGGUAUUAGCAUCUUUUAAGUUUGACAUUUAUAUGUCUCGUUUUCGUUUAUGCCUGAAUUGAUGAGAUCUUUUUAAAGGUGUUUGCCAGCGUAAUCUCAUUUGUGUUCAGUUUACAUGUUCGCAUGUCCAAGCUCAAUACUAAGGUGAUAGCAUUAAAAAAUUAAGCUUUAA
This is a messenger RNA of Arabidopsis arenosa, 613 nucleotides long. NCBI's taxonomy places the organism in Eukaryota, Viridiplantae, Streptophyta, Magnoliopsida, Brassicales, Brassicaceae. The record is from the annotation of a GenBank genome assembly.